AUGGUCUCAACAACAACAAAAACAAAGUUGUGUAUUUUGUGUUAUGUUAUUUUUUUAUUCUAAUCGCUUAUUAUUUGUAAUUAAUUUUUUGCUAUUGUAAAUUUUGAUUUUAUUUAACUUGUUCACCAUGACAGAGGAUAAGGAGCUUUUGCGAGAAAUAUGGUUUGCAAAGAUACCUGUUUGCUUCCAUCUUGCUUCUGAAGAAAUUGUUAAUUUUCAAAAACCUGAUCCAUAUUAUUUAAUGUGUCCAAGAAUAACAUACUUUCCCCUGGUACUGGAUAAGGUUGUCAAAUACUUUUCUAGGUUUGUUGACUCUUCAAAACAACAAGGUAUAGACAUUUGGAUUGAAUAUGAAGGAAAUCCAGUUAAAUGGCACUAUCCAAUUGGACUAUCUUGGGAUCUCAUUUGUGAUGAAGCUAGUCUGCCUUGGAAUCUAAUUAUUCACUUUGAUAAUUUUCCAGAUGACGAAUUAGUGAGAUGUAAUAGUCGAGCGUUGGUACAAUCAAUGUUUAUGUCUACAAUCAAAGAGGCUGAUGCAUUAAAGCACAGAAGUCAAAUAAUUAGUGCGAUGCAAAAGAAGGAGCAUAAUCAGUUAUGGCAUGGUUUACAGGAGGAAAAAUUUGAGCAAUUUUGGGCAGUUAAUGUGAAACUGAUGGAACAUACUAAUAAUGAGCCUUUUCGCUGUAUACCAUUUCGCUUCUAUCAACUUAAUCAACCUUAUAUUCAAAGACUUUUUAAACCAUUAUCAGAGAAUGGCACACCUAACACACUAGGGGAUCUAGUGCGACAAGUAUUUCCUAGCUCAAUUGAGGAUGACAAUGAAAAACUUACUGUAUUAACUCAUGGAAUUCAACCUCCUUUUGAAACCCCUAUUCACUGGAUGUCUGAGCAUCUGAGUUAUCCAGACAAUUUUCUUCAUCUGUGUGUUUUCCCAAGGAAAUCUUGUUCCGGCACUAAUCAAAAAUCAUCAUAAUUUGCAUUAUCAAUAGUUAAUUGAUUUGUGCCAUUCUUUCAAUGACUCUCUUUGCAUAAUUUCUUCUUACCUCAUUUUGAGCAAGACAAAAUCGAUCCAUCAAGACACAUGAUCUCACCAAUUAAGACAUUUUUUCACACAAGAACUUACAGAGUAAUUACAGGUAUCUUAAAUAUGAUUUUGGACAGUUUUUUACGCUCUAAAUGUUACAAUUUUGUUUUACCAUGAAAACAUUUAAAUAACAAAUAAUUUUUGUAAAGUAUUAAACAAGUUUCACAAGAAAAGGCUAGAAAAGAGUUUCAUAAAUAUUUGCAUUGGUCGAUUGAAUUGGUCGUUGGAUCUCUCACUCAACAAGAAUACGUGGCGUAUCUGGGAACAUGAAACAUUUCUAAGAUUGACCCAAGCUCUCGAAUCUUUUACGAAAUUUUUAGUACUAUGGAUAAAUACGAGUACAAAUGCAUAAUGUAUAACCUCAAUAUAAUCAACAUUGGUAUCACUUGAACAUGGUCAUCAAAAUUAAUCUAUGGUAAAAUCCAUUGUUGGUGGUAAAUUUGAAUUCUUUAAAUCAAAUUGUAUCAUAACAUUAAAUCGAAGCUGGGAAUCUUUACACUUAAUAUAUUUUGCUGAAAGAACGAGAAGUCACUUCAUGGAAACAUUGGCAUAGAAGAGGAUCGUCUCUUCCAAUAUUUUAACUUAUCAUAACCUUCGCUCAAGUUGUUAAUAAUCAGAUGAAAACAGCGAUUUUAACGGAUAUAUAAAACUGAUUAAAUAAUCUUCGGAAACUAAA
Molecule: messenger RNA, 1760 nt
Organism: Tetranychus urticae (two-spotted spider mite)
Lineage: Eukaryota; Metazoa; Arthropoda; Arachnida; Trombidiformes; Tetranychidae
Gene: Atg5
Product: autophagy protein 5
Biological process (GO): cellular response to nitrogen starvation; piecemeal microautophagy of the nucleus; autophagy of mitochondrion
Cellular component (GO): Atg12-Atg5-Atg16 complex; phagophore; phagophore assembly site membrane
Molecular function (GO): Atg8-family ligase activity
Source: RefSeq, a predicted model, not a curated record